Messenger RNA from Helobdella robusta, 483 nucleotides. RefSeq lists its product as hypothetical. Gene Ontology annotation, cellular component: plasma membrane; synapse. Gene Ontology annotation, biological process: synaptic signaling. Lineage: Eukaryota; Metazoa; Annelida; Clitellata; Rhynchobdellida; Glossiphoniidae. Bases 1 to 483 code for a protein of 160 amino acids. The record is from RefSeq and is a predicted model, not a curated record. The transcript has 4 exons.
AUGGGCAGACGAUUGAUACCUCACACAAGCGAAGAUGAUGAACACAAACUCAUUUCAAGAUACGUUCACAGACUCAAGCAAUCCACCGCCAGCCAACAAGUUAUGCAUGAUCCUAUAUCGGAAAGGCAAAAUUUAGUUUUUGAGCUCGAAGCAAAAAAUAGAGAAAUACAAAAAGAGAUUCAGAGAUUGAAAUGCCAACAGCGUCAACAACAGCAGCGAGAAAUUUCUUCGUCCUCUGCUCAAUUCUCCGAACUGGACUCAGCUGAUGAGAACAACGUCGUUGAUGGCAACUUGUUGAAGGAAAUUAGAUUAUUGAGACAACAUCAGGAGGAACUGGAAGAGAGAAUGAAGGGUCUGCAAGGAAGUAGGAGAGGACUCAUUCAACAGUUGGAGGGAUUAAUGAGAAAGUUUAAGUUAUUGAAAUUAGCGAAAAAAUCGCUUGACAUGCAAUUUGCGGUGGAUCUGAACAACUUUGAAAUUUGA